Sitodiplosis mosellana (orange wheat blossom midge) is the source of this 3206-nucleotide messenger RNA. It is a transcript of the gene Xe7, whose product is annotated as A-kinase anchor protein 17A. The transcript is spliced from 8 exons. The record is from RefSeq and is a predicted model, not a curated record. NCBI's taxonomy places the organism in Eukaryota, Metazoa, Arthropoda, Insecta, Diptera, Cecidomyiidae. The coding region runs from base 713 to 3049 and encodes 778 amino acids.
AGAUUGAGAAAUGUCAAACAACCUAGCGCCAUUCAUUUAAGCGAGAGACCAAAAAGUCAUUAGACUACAAUUGGAUUCUCAAAGUGUUGAAACAAAUUUCGUUUUGUUUCCAUUUGUUCAAUUAAAUUUCAGAGUGUUUUCAGUAGAAAGUUGCGAAUUGGGUUUUAUUUGAUUUUAGUGAUUCGAUGUGUUUAGGAUAAGAGCAAGCUAUUAACGUCUGUGUUUUUUUUUUUUAAAUAAACUAUUCGAUUUUUGUUGACCCAUUCAUUGCAUAUGUCUUGGGGCGUUUGCAAACAAUAGCUUUUGCAGCCGACAUUUGUAAUCUUGUUAGGGAAAUUGGUUUGCCAAAACUCUCAAUAUUCUCAAUUACGACUCUCAACGACACAGCUAUUUUUAGGUUUAAUUAGGGUAUUUUUUUAAUUUUUUUUAGAAUGUCAAGUUUUUAAUUUGUUGACUAUAUUAUUCGAUUGUGUCAAAUUUCAUUAAUACAUUCGCCACCCUUUCUUUCAUUUUAUUUCAUUCACUCACUCCAUUUUGAUUAAUGCCCCCAUUUCUUUUGAAUCACAAAAUUUAAUUGAAUCAAAACGCCAACUGAAACACGCACACAAACCAAUUUUAUCAAUUUAUGUUGGAAUUGAACGAAAAAAAUUUAAAAUCAAACACAUGAUAUCGCUGUAAUAAUAAAAACAACAACAACAACAAAACAACGACGAUGAAUAUACAGACGGUGCAAAAUGUUUCGGAUUGUGUACCAUUGUAUUUACCGCACAGCUUGUAUCUCAAGCCUUAUGCAAAAUUGGUUAUAUCAGUGCAGCUGCCUGCCACUGUCACUGGCAAAAGCAUAUCCAAUUGGGACGUAAUGGAGAAUCUACGCAACAUUAUUUCACCCGAUAAAUUCUCGGUGCUUAAGGUCACAAAGAGCACACUUGAAUUGACACGUUUGGACGCUGAACUAGAGGAUAGGGCGCGUAUGAAACCAGUUCUAACCAGACUGGAUGGAAAUACGAUUAAGCUGAAUGGUUUUUCGGAGCCAGCACGAAUUCGCGCCUCCGAACCCAAAGACAAUUUCCCAAAACGCCAUGAUUGGGACUCAUAUUUUCGUGAUGCCCGGAACAUGGACGAAAAAAAAUGUGGUGAGCGCCCAGAUACCAUUCACAUUUCGAAUCUACCGAUUCGCUGGUUUUGCCCACGGCACAUGGAAAACGAAGACGAUGUCAAACCCAGUGAGAGUAUAUUCAAGCGAAUAUUCGAGAAAUUCGGAUCGGUGCGCGUUGUUGACAUUCCCAUUUGCGAUCCGUAUCGCAAAGACAUGAAAUCUCACAUGACCGGAAUGAAGACAUUCAGCUUCGAUCAAGAGCUGUAUUUUGAAGGAUAUGUGCAAUUUUCGGAGUACAUUGGCUUUGUUCGAACGAUGGAUGCGUUACGUGGCAUGAAGCUAUUGCGCAAAGAUGGCGACAAAAAUCUGGCAAUUAAUAUUGCUGUUGAUUUUGAUACAACUAAACAUCUUACCGAGACAAACAUCAAACGUCGUCAAAUCAUUCGAGACCGAUUGAUCAUGAAGGAAAACGAGAAACGUGAAGAGGAACGCCGCAAAGCCGAGGAAGAGGAACAACGGAAGGAAAAUGAAAGGCAAAAAGUGGAACAACAAAAAAUAGAAGAGUACGAAAAGCAGCGACAGCGUGAAGAAAAACGAAAAGAGAAACAUUUGAAAAAGAUACGUGAACAAGAGCAACAUCAAUUGAAUUCAAAGAUUCGAUCGGAGGAGAAGAAAUUGCUCAUUGCCCAACGUAAGUUGGAGAGCAUUCGUGUGCUAGAAGCACUUUUCGAUCGGAUUAAGCUGAAACAUCAAACUCUCAAAGCAAAAAUCAAGAAGGAACGCGAUGAAAGCGGUUCAAGAGACAAGCAUAAUUCGUCGUCUUCGCAUAAAUUGAAAACGUUUGAUCUGCGUAAUAAAUUGAUCAGCAAAGUGAAGUCAGUGUCAGAGCAAGAGUUGGAAAGGCAGAAAAGUCGAUUGAAAAAAUACAAAUCGGGUAUCGUGUUGGAUCGUGGUUCGAAAGAACGUUCGCCCAGCGUAAAUUCAAUUAGUUCGAAUGAGAGUAUUUUGAGUGAUAAACCGUCAACCAAGAAAAAGCGAAAGAAGAACAACGAAUCGGAUGCUUCUCUGGAUGAAGAGGCAAAUGAUGAAAAACCAGGACCGUUGAUACCCGGAAUGGGAGCAUAUCCCGUGUAUCAUCCGGAGACCGGACAAUGGAUGGGCAUGUAUCCAUAUCCUGCUCCAUUCUUUCCACCAAUGUAUCCAGGCACUGUGCCGUAUAACAAUUAUGGAGAAAUUGGACGAGGUGGCUAUCGUGGGAGAUUCCCACGUUCCAGAGGCAGACGCGUCUAUAGAGGCCGUGCCAAUCAUUAUGGCCACGAUGAGCGCAGAAAGGACGACGAAUGGUAUGAUCACAAACGCAGACAUCGUAAAAGAUCUGGUUCCGAUAGAAGUAGAAGCCGGAGUCGUUCGUAUUCAUCGCGUUCUCGAAGUCGAAGUCGAUCAUAUUCACGAAACCGCCGUAGCCGGAAGAGUCGCAGCGGAAGUCGCAGCCGCAGCCGAAGCCGCACCAAAUUGCAAGCAGAACAUAAAUCAAAGAAAUUAGCCUCAACGCUAAGACGAUCGCAUUCAUCAUCAUCAUCAUCAUCAUCCAAUGCAUUCAGACGGUCUAACAGUCACUCGCGUCCACACAAGCACAGUCGUUCAUCGCGUAGUCGUCAUCGUUCGAAGGAAACUCGCCGUUCACACUCACGCGAUAAAAAUUCAUCAUCGAAACGUGACAAAUCUGCAUCGAAUUCGGAGAGAAAAAAGCGACAGGCAACACGAACUCCAUCUCCACCCAAAAAGGCAUCCGAGCGUGAAAAAUCACAAACAACACCGCCUGCCAAACGAUCCCCAUCGCCACCUCGGAAACAAUCAAAAUCCCGAUCCAGAUCGAAAUCAAUCGAUAGCUCCGCUUUUCAAUCGCCAAAACGCAAAGCACAAAGUGUUACACCCGAAAAAGAAUGGGAUUGAAUUCAAUCACAAAUUCAAUGUUCCUUAAGGAUAUGAAAAGCAAUGGAUUCGAUUUUGACAUUUGCUUUUUUUCCAAAUUCUACUUUGAUUUAAAGAACAAAACGAUUCUUUUUGUAAAUAACGAGAAAAAAAUAGAAGAAAUUUAUUUGGAAAACAA